AUCUGUAAAGAUGCACAUCAAAUGGUUUACUUACCUUUUUAUAUACAUCUACGUUAUAGACAAGAUCUUUUGCGAAAAGUAUAUUAUUUUCAAAACUUUGCAAUGUUCUCCAAAGAGCCAAUUAAUAAGAAAUCUAGAGUGCUCGAAUGAUGAUACUUCCCUGUCGUUUAGUGCGGACACAGUCAAAGAGAUCGCCAAGUAUUUCGGCUUAUCUAAUAUAAAUUUAUAUAUAUCUGGAAAUAAAAAUGUGAUGCAACUGAAAGGAUUACGGACGGAGUUUUGCGAGACCCGGUCGGAGCGUAAGCGACCCAAUUUGAUGUCGUUGGUAAAUGUGGGCAUAUAUAACUCGAUCAACAACUACCCUCAACGAUGUCCCCUUCUUAGGAAUACUACGUACUACUUGAAACGAAUGCAAUUUGAUGCAAAGCAUGUGCCCAGAUAUUUGCCGGAAUACAAUUUUACAUACGCUGGCAAAUUCUAUAUGAACAGUAUGCUGACGGCUGAGGUGCAAGUCACUGGAUCAAUAUGUAAUAUCGGAAAUGAUUGUAGAGGAAUUAAAUAAUAUUUAAACUGGAAACAAA
Drosophila mojavensis is the source of this 581-nucleotide messenger RNA. RefSeq lists its product as uncharacterized. The record is from RefSeq and is a predicted model, not a curated record. The transcript has 3 exons. Bases 11 to 562 code for a protein of 183 amino acids. Lineage: Eukaryota; Metazoa; Arthropoda; Insecta; Diptera; Drosophilidae.